AGCCACCAAACUGAACCGGGCGCCGCAGGAUCCCUUCGGUUCCCAGUAGGUGGGGGCCAAAACGGGAAGCGCCUCCCUCUGCAAGGCCAGCCCGGGACUGAAAUAGGAGGGUUGCGAGUCUCACCCCUCUGCAACGAGGGGGCGGGCCGCUCUGGUUCUCGCCCCGGAAGCGGAAGUGCAGGCGCCGCGGGGUCCCGUCCACUGUGAGUGAGCCGGGCCAGCGCUCCAGCGGUUCCGCCAGGUGGUCAUAUAGCGCUUCGCUGCUGCCGGUGUCCCGCUCGCCGGUCCCGCCAUGCUGUCUCUAGACUUUUUGGACGAUGUGCGGCGGAUGAACAAGAGGCAGCUGUAUUAUCAAGUCCUAAAUUUUGGAAUGAUUGUCUCCUCGGCACUAAUGAUCUGGAAGGGGUUAAUGGUAAUAACUGGAAGUGAAAGUCCAAUUGUAGUGGUGCUCAGUGGCAGCAUGGAACCUGCAUUUCAUAGAGGAGAUCUUCUCUUUCUAACAAAUCGAGUUGAAGAUCCCAUACGAGGGGGAGAAAUUGUUGUUUUUAGAAUAGAAGGAAGAGAAAUUCCUAUAGUUCAUCGAGUCUUGAAGAUUCAUGAAAAGCAAAAUGGGCAUAUCAAGUUUUUGACCAAAGGAGAUAAUAAUGCUGUUGAUGACCGAGGCCUCUAUAAACAAGGACAACACUGGCUAGAGAAAAAAGAUGUUGUGGGGAGAGCCAGAGGAUUUUAUCAGGAGAACAGAUCAGUGGAGAACAGGAAUUUUUUGGUCCUUAUAUUGGAAUUGUGACGAUCCUCAUGAAUGACUAUCCUAAAUUUAAGUAUGCAGUACUUUUUUUUGCUGGGUUUAUUCGUGCUGGUUCAUCGUGAGUAAGAAGCCUGCGUUGCUGUUCCUGGGAAGAUGCCGUACUUUUUGUUACUGACCGUUCAGAGUAGCUGUUGGUCUGUGAUUGGUGGAAUGGAGAACACACAUGUUGGCGCUUCUCGGUAGCCCUGGUUUACGUUAGUUUAUGUUUCCACGCCAGAAUCUGUUUGGGCGGGUGCAUGUGCACUAGAGUGCACUCGAGGGGACUUUCAAUCACAGAAUUUCAUAUGUUGUCAUUGUCACACUUUCACAUUUUUGUACAUCAGUGAAUUUUUUAUAUUAAAAGGUUGAGCCAAAGC
This is a messenger RNA of Sciurus carolinensis (gray squirrel), 1161 nucleotides long. It is a transcript of the gene Sec11a, whose product is annotated as SEC11 homolog A, signal peptidase complex subunit. The record is from RefSeq and is a predicted model, not a curated record. The coding region runs from base 293 to 787 and encodes 164 amino acids. NCBI's taxonomy places the organism in Eukaryota, Metazoa, Chordata, Mammalia, Rodentia, Sciuridae. Gene Ontology annotation, cellular component: signal peptidase complex; membrane. Gene Ontology annotation, molecular function: serine-type endopeptidase activity. The transcript is spliced from 7 exons.